Polyodon spathula (Mississippi paddlefish) is the source of this 3608-nucleotide messenger RNA. It is a transcript of the gene cwf19l1, whose product is annotated as CWF19 like cell cycle control factor 1. Gene Ontology annotation, cellular component: post-mRNA release spliceosomal complex. Gene Ontology annotation, molecular function: RNA lariat debranching enzyme activator activity. Gene Ontology annotation, biological process: mRNA splicing, via spliceosome. The record is from RefSeq and is a predicted model, not a curated record. Bases 314 to 1939 code for a protein of 541 amino acids. The transcript is spliced from 14 exons. Lineage: Eukaryota; Metazoa; Chordata; Actinopteri; Acipenseriformes; Polyodontidae.
AAAAAAAAAAAGCAUGCGCUCAGCUCACUUUAAUUUAAGAUUUUGUUUUCAAUCAAAUGAUACGGUAACGGUUGAAUUACUGUUUACACAGCUGGGUAUACACAGCACACAUUAACAAUAUGUUUUUCUUUUUUAUACAAUAGUAUUUUAUUGUAACUGUACAAGUGGAGGACGGGUUAUGGAGCGACACAGGAGGAAGCUACUUUUCAGUCUCGGAAGAUUUGAAACAGCUACGAUUUUAUUUACAAACGAAGAUCAUCAAAACAUCAGCUGUAAAGUCUUCUUAUAACGUGCAUUUGGAACAGGGAGAAAUAUGGCCGAUAAACCUUUGAGAGUAUUGGCGUGUGGUGAUAUUGAGGGAAGAAUCAACAUGUUAUACAACAGAGUGAGGGCUAUCCAGAAAAAAAGCGGGCAAUUCGAUUUGUUGCUGUGUGUGGGAGACUUCUUUGGUGUGACAUCAGAAGCAGAGGCUGAAUGGGAAGAAUACAAAACAGGAACUAAAAAAGCUCCCAUACAAACGUACAUCCUUGGGGCUGCGGAUCAAGACACAGUGAAGUGCUUCCCAAGUGCGGAUGGCUGCGAGCUGGCAGAAAAUAUUACUUAUUUAGGACGCAAGGGGGUUUUCACGGGGGCGUCGGGGCUGCAGAUUGCCUAUCUCAGUGGCAAGGAGGCUCAGCGGGAGCCGGCCCCAGCUUACUGCUUCUCUCCCAAGGACGUGGACUCGCUGACAGCCCCUCUGGUGUCCAGCUCCAAGUUCAGAGGGGUCGACAUCUUGCUGACAUCACAGUGGCCCAGGGGAGUGUGGCAGUAUGGGAAUAAUCCGGACGUGGAUACAAGGUCCUGCGGUACUUCCUCUGUGGCACACCUUGCGGAGCAGCUCAAGCCGAGGUACCACUUUGCUGCUCUGGAGGGAACGUACUAUGAAAGACUGCCUUACAGGAACCACAUGGUGCUCCAGGAAAGUGCCCAGCAUGUCAGCAGGUUCAUCGCACUGGCCAACAUCAACAACACCAGCAAGAAAAAGUACUUGUAUGCUUUCAGUAUUGUCCCAAUGAAAUGCAUGGACGCUGCAGAGCUGGUGAAACAACCACAAGAUGUGACUGAAAACCCAUAUAGAGCACCAGUGAAAGAGACGCGGAGAGAAAGAGAGAGAGCCAAACCCAGCCCAAUGCUAGAGGAUGAAGCAGCUCCCCAGUUUUUCUUUGAUAUGAGCAGCAAGCAGCAGGGCAGGAAGAGACACUCCGAGGGGGGAGGGCACUCCCAGCACAAACAGCCAAGGAAACCGCCCCAGCCUACAGGGCCAUGUUGGUUCUGUCUUGCCAGCCCCGAAGUGGAAAAGCACUUGGUUGUCAGUAUUGGGACACAUUGUUACCUGGCCCUGGCGAAGGGCAGCCUGACACCCGACCAUGUGCUGAUCCUUCCCAUCGGACACUACCAGUCUGUGGUGGAGCUCUCCAGCGAGGUGGUGGAGGAGGUGGAGAAGUACAAAGCAGCCGUCAAGAAGUUCUUCAAGAGCCAAGGCAGCCGUUGCGUCAUCUUCGAGAGGAACUACCGGAGCCAGCACUUGCAGCUCCAGGUGGCUCCUGUCCCGGCACAGUGCUGCACCACUGAAGACAUCAAAGAGGCGUUCACUGUCCAAGCCCAGGAGCAACAGAUAGAGCUGCUAGAAAUCCCUGAGCACAGCGACCUCAAACAAAUCGCUCAGCCAGGCACUCCCUAUUUCUACGUGGAGUUAGAUACGGGGGAAAAGCUCUUUCACAGAAUCAAGAAGAACUUCCCUCUGCAGUUUGGAAGGGAAGUUCUAGCGAGCGAGGCUGUCCUGAACAUCCCCACCCGCGCAGACUGGAGGGAGUGCAAAUACACCCGCAGUGAGGAGGAGUCGCUGGCCAAGGAGUUCAGAAAGAGAUACGAGCCGUACGAUUUCUCGCUGCUGGAAUAGGACAGGCUCCCGAGCAGUGCUGCACCAACCCACUGUUCACAUGGAGCUCUCCGCAGGAAUCAGGUGCUCGCAAUCAGGAGAGGGUUGCUGGUGUCUAUUGGGCUGAUUCACCAUCCAGAGUGAAACGGGUGAAGAAACAGCUGCUGGGGUUUGUGAUGAUGAUCGCUGCUUUUCUUACUCUGUGGAGAACAGCAAUCCACACAAACCCAAGUAGCUGUUUUUUACUUGUUUCACUCGGAAUAGUAAAUUAGCCAGAUUUAACACCAGCGAUGCUCACCUGUGGAGAGCUUAGCCCAGUAAUGGAUUUGUGCAGCUCUAUUCUGAAGUAAAGAUAGAGAAACACUGGCGUACUCGGGAUAGCAAACUUGUGUCUGUUCUUGUUAGGAACCAUACUGAACACUGUAUUUCAUUUAUGAUAAAACUAUUAAGAAAUGAAAGAAGACAAAGGCUUAGACUGGUACCUCCAGUGUUUAUUUAAAACCAAUCCAUUGCAUUCCAUCGCCUUCUCCUCCUGUUUUAUGCAUAGGGUUACUACAUGACCCAAUGCACACUAGGACUGUUCAGGCAUUGAAACUCGCAAUGCAUUCUGGUACAUUUGACCUGUCUCAGGCACCCUUCACAGCAGGACUACACUUAUCAGAAUGAAAUAUCAUUCAAAUCCUCUUUGUGAUUCAUAGGUAAAACUUAUAUAAUAAUAAAUGAUAAGAAAGCAAGUUGCAAUGAAGCCCAGAUGUUUGGCUGCUAGAACACUGCCAAGACACAUACUUUUAACCAAGUGAAACGCAACACUGAUGAAGGUCAUCCAGAAUUUUUGCCUAGAUUUGACUAGAGCUGUAUUACACAAACCACAAUGCAGUGUGUUGAGCAUUGUGAAAAAAAACGUGUUUAAAAUACAUGCAGGAACGAAAGAAAAUCAAAAUGUAGUGGUGGUUUGUGGUCUGCAGCAUUGUGCUUGGAAACUGGGCCUGCCCUGUUCAAACACACAAGAGAAGCGGCUGUGUUAUCCAGAGAGGGCAUCUUCAGUGUGCUUUUAUUAGUGUUAAAGACAGGUUUCCUUGCCAAGCUUCAGGCACAAUGUCACAGAAGACAGCUGGAGACACACAUCAAAUAAUAAUGUAUGAAAGGUGUAUUGCCAGCUCUCAGCUGACAUAAAAAUGUGUCGACUUAUGGUUUGUUUUUUUCAAAGCAGUCAGGACAGGUCUGUUAUUGGUUACUGACAGUCGCUGACUUUCUUUUUAGUGUUUUUAUAUUUUCAAAGAAAGGCACAAGUUUGCUUUUGAAGGUUUCUUUGUUUUAAACUGAACUAAAAACAUUGGGUGAUCUUUUUAAAGGAUGUGUUCCGAGUACAAAAUAAACAUCAAAUAGCGCUUGUUUCAUGCAGAAGUAUUUUUCGACUUUCAUUCAAUUGGUUUCUGUUAUUUUGUUUUUAAAUCAAAAUUUCCAGUAAUUCAAUCAAGCACAAAUGAAGAGUAACAGACUAUGAUACAGAGAUACUGCGAAUUGAUCAGGCAAUCGGAAGACAGUUUUACUGAAUACUUUGGCAUGAAACCAGCACUAACACGUUGGAUUAUUUUAAUAGGAAUUCAUCCUUUUACCAGAAAUUGUGAAUUAUAAAGGCGUGAUACGUUCUGUAUGUUCAGUAAGGUAAUAAAUAACUGUUUUUAAUGGG